Molecule: messenger RNA, 604 nt
Organism: Panicum hallii
Lineage: Eukaryota; Viridiplantae; Streptophyta; Magnoliopsida; Poales; Poaceae
Product: 60S ribosomal protein L38-like
Exons: 3
Coding region: 159-368 (69 amino acids)
Biological process (GO): protein-RNA complex assembly; translation
Cellular component (GO): cytosolic large ribosomal subunit; ribosome
Molecular function (GO): structural constituent of ribosome
Source: RefSeq, a predicted model, not a curated record
CCAGGUGGAACUGGGCCUGAAGCGAUCUCACUACGGCACCCUCCGCAAUCCCCUCCAGCUUCCAGAGGUCCUCCUCCUCUUAACCCCCCUCCGCCGCCGCCGCCCAGUUCUCCGCUGUUCUAUUCGCAUCGGCAGCGUCUUCUACCCAAGCCGCCACCAUGCCGAAGCAGAUCCACGAGAUCAAGGACUUCCUGCUGACGGCGCGGCGGAAGGACGCGCGGUCGGUGCGGAUCAAGCGGGCUAAGGGCGCCGUCAAGUUCAAGGUUCGCUGCUCCAGGUACCUCUACACCCUCUGCGUCCACGACGCCGACAAGGCCAACAAGCUCAAGCAGUCGCUCCCCCCAGGUUUGAGCGUUCAGGAGAUUUAAGUAGCAAGUCAGACUACGCCUUAUGUGGUGUCAGAGAUGUUUUCCCUCCAGUAUUUCUUUAGUAUAAUGCAUAGGUGGCUUAAGCCAUGUUUGAAUGAAUUAUGAAGCUUGAGUUUGAAAAGUGUAAUGUUGGAAGUGAUGUAUUGGACCUAUGAUCCUGUAGUGUAAUGGUACUCCCUUGUGGAGAAGAUAAUCGCCUAUCAAUUUUGUUUUAAGUCUGAAUUUUGAGAAAUGUA